Molecule: messenger RNA, 1313 nt
Organism: Entelurus aequoreus (snake pipefish)
Lineage: Eukaryota; Metazoa; Chordata; Actinopteri; Syngnathiformes; Syngnathidae
Product: mitogen-activated protein kinase 13-like
Exons: 8
Coding region: 1-759 (252 amino acids)
Biological process (GO): protein phosphorylation; intracellular signal transduction
Cellular component (GO): cytoplasm; nucleus
Molecular function (GO): ATP binding; MAP kinase activity
Source: RefSeq, a predicted model, not a curated record
AUGGGCUCGCUUUCAUCUUCAUCAAAGAUGUUCGUGGAGAAGCCAGCAUCUGCCAAGAAUGCUUGCAAAUUUCAUGUCCUUCACUCAUCUUCUCUUCUGUUGCAGGACCUCAAACCAGGAAACUUGGCAGUAAACCAAGACUGUGAGCUGAAGAUCCUGGACUUUGGGCUUGCUCGCAGUACUGAUGCUGAGAUGACCGGCUAUGUGGUGACCCGUUGGUACCGGGCGCCCGAGGUCAUUCUGAACUGGAUGCACUACACACAGACUGUGGACAUCUGGUCUGUGGGCUGCAUCAUGGCUGAGAUGAUCAACGGGAAAACCCUUUUCAAAGGAAAAGAUUACAUGGAUCAGCUGACACAGAUCAUGAAAGUGACGGGAGUACCUGGACCAGAGUUCAUCCAGAAACUGGACAGCCAGGAGGCCAAGAAUUAUGUGAAGGCGCUCCCUAAGUACCCCAGGAAAGACUUCUCCACACUGUUCCCCCGGGCCAGUGCCAAAUGCGUGGACCUGCUGGAGAAGAUGCUGGUCUUGGACGGGGACGAGAGGCCCACAGCCGAACUGGCGCUGGAGCAUCCCUACUUUGAUGGCCUCCGAGACCCCGACGACCUCCCUGAGCCCGAGCCCUACGACGACAGCCACGACAACGCCUCGCUGGCCCUGGAGGAAUGGAAGCGGUUGUGUUUCCGAGAGGUGAAGAGCUUUGUGCCCUUCCCCCGCAGAGACUCCAAGAGGAAAAACACGCUGACUAUGACUCCAUGACUUAUGAUUGAAUGUCAUGUAAAUAUGAAUACAUAUGUAUGAAUACAUAUAUAUGUAUGUAUGUAUAUGCAAUGUAUGCUUCUGUUCCGAUUUGACUCUUGCACUGUAUUAUGUUUACAUUAGAAACAGUUUUGACACACUUCUUUCAAGUGGAGGUGUAAAACUUGGUUUCUCCUUACAUUGCUCUGCAAAUUCAACAAAAGUGUGCUAGUACACAGUCCCAGAUACAGUAGUAGUGUAGUAUUAUAAGUACCCCAAUGUCAGAUGGAUUAUAUUACAGUUUUUGUAUUAUUUGUAUCAUUUACAUUUCCACUUAAUUUUAAGACAAACGUGUAUAUUUCCCCAAAUUUUACCAGUUUUAUGUGAAAUUAUAUUAAAGGUUGUUUUUUGUUUUUUUGCCAAAAUGUAAUAUUGAGUCCAUAAAUGUAUUUAAAAAAAUAAAGAGAUUAGAUUGUGACCUAAUUUACUAACCUGGUGACUAAUUAACUAACGUAAAAAAAAAUCUGAUAAAACUGUAGUCAUUGAUUUAAUGUUUGAAUAUAUGUUAAUAUGAA